AUGCCGAAGGCGGCGGCGGGUGACUGGGCAGAUGGAUGGUCCUGUGUUGUUAAGCUGAUGAUACUAACCCGCUCAUCAAAGGAUAAUGACGAAUAUGCAUGCAUAGCAGCUUGCGGGCCAGCGUCGGCUGGAAAUGCCAUAAAAAACCUAAAACUUUGCUACAAUGGGGCUGGCGUCCACCCAAACACAAACAAGAAACAAACACAGGACCGAGCGCGAGGCGAGGUCCCUCCCCCGCCCCGUGCCCACCCCAAAACAAACAAUUCGAAACCUCGCUUCCGCCGCCGAGGCCGAGCCCCCCAAUUUCAAAAUCGAAACUUUUCCACGCGCAGCGGCGAGGCGGCAGUGGUCCCUUUCGGCCAGCUCUCCUCCCAUCCCCUCCGAAGCGGCCGAGAUCUCGUCGCGCCGCGGCGAUGCCACACCGCGCUGGCCGUCGCCGGCCGGGUGACCGGGCUCGAGCGGGAGGCCGCGCGCCUCAGGGAGGGCGCCGCCGAGCGGGACCGGGAGAACGCCGAGCUGCGGGACCGCGUCGCGCUGCUCGACCGCGCGCUCCAGGAGACCAAUGCCAGGCUCCGCGCCGCGCUCGAGGACAAUAUUCAGCUGAGCAAGGAGCGGGACUCGCUGGCGCAGACCUCCAAGAAGCAGGCGCGCGACCUGCACAAGCUGGAGUCGUUCAAGAGGCAUCUGAUGCAGUCACUCCGUGAUGAUAGUACAUCGCCGCAAGAAACGGUUGACAUUACAACAUGUGAUCAGUCAGUAUCAUCCAAAACAUCGUCCUGUGGAGACGGAUCUAUCAGCCACACUGCAGCAAGUUUGUUGAAUGGGUCUGGGGAUCUUGGAAGCACGACAAGAGAAGUGGCAAGGCCUCCACUCCAAAAGUAUGCCCUCUCCCCACACAUCAACCAACGCCUUACGCCAGAAGCCACACCAAAUAUAAUGUCCACCUCUGCUUCUCCAAGAGGAAUGUCUACCACAGCAACACCAAAGUUGGUAUCUGGAGCUACCUCGCCUUCAAGAACUCGAAUUGAGGGACACAUGUCAAUGACACCAUGGUAUUCAAGCAAGCAGUCGUCUGCAGCUAACUCACCUCCAAGGGGACGUCCUAACCCAGGUCGCACUCCUCGUAUUGAUGGAAAAGAAUUUUUCCGUCAGGCCAGGAGCCGUCUAUCAUACGAACAGUUUGGAGCGUUCUUAGCGAACAUCAAAGAGCUGAAUGCUCAUAAGCAGUCACGAGAGGAAACCCUCAAGAAGGCCGAAGAGAUAUUCGGUCCAGACAGCAAAGAUCUAUACCUCUCUUUCCAAGGCUUACUAAACCGCAGCUUGCCGUAGGGUGUAGGAUUCACAAAGUGCUCCGCUUCUGACAGUAGGAAGUCACCGCGGUGGAUAACUUAUGUCAUCUAGAGUGGUAUGCAAUGUUCAAUUGCAAUUUUGGACCAUUAGAUCGUGAAAUGGUUGGAUCUGCCCGAACUAAAGCGGUUUACAAGUUGUAAUCUGGUAAAAUUUGGUUCUCAACCUUGUUUCUUCAGAUCGUUCAUUCUCGGGGGCCAGUACUGUAACAAAAAACAACCUGAAGCUAUUUCAUGCCUUGUGAUAACUUGAGCUGCAUGCAAUAUAUGGUUAUCUGAUAUCUACCAGAUAGA
This is a messenger RNA of Triticum urartu, 1640 nucleotides long. RefSeq names its product interactor of constitutive active ROPs protein. NCBI's taxonomy places the organism in Eukaryota, Viridiplantae, Streptophyta, Magnoliopsida, Poales, Poaceae. The record is from RefSeq and is a predicted model, not a curated record.